UGGAAUAAUCAAACCAAACAAAUAGUGUCCGCAAUAAAUCCAACAAACGCAAACACGACUGCUAAAAGUCAAUAAGGGCAAGCCCUGCCUUUCGUAGCCAUUUCCUUGCUGAUCUAUACGAGAUUGAUUACUCCUUCAACGAUUCUUUCCUUAUCCUACAUCCCCGCUGGAUAUAUCUUUCUGUACCAAUCUCCUGUUUCUUGGUGGUUUCGCGUUAUUCUCUCUCUAGAAAAAUACUUAUCGAUUUAGAAUUCAAGUCCUGUGUAGUUUGUUUUCUCUCGUUCUGUUGGGAAAUUGGGCAGUUCUUGGAUCGGUUGUGAUUUUCUCGGAAAGUUGCGGUUUUUUUCUGAGGUGGGGUUUUGGUUUUGGAAAUUGGCAUAAGAAAUAUAUGUGGACUUGAAGAGGAAGGAGCUGAGCUGAGCUGGGGCUGAAUUAUAUGGAUAAUUUUUGUUGCUUCAAUUCGGUGUCUCAGGUUGGAGGGCGUUCUUCAUGUAGCUCUGGCAAGGGCAGGAGCCAUCAGAGCCCAGUCAAGUAUGGCUUUAGCCUAGUUAAAGGGAAAGCAAAUCAUCCCAUGGAGGAUUACCAUGUUUCAAAGUUUGUUCACUUUCAGGGACGUGAGCUUGGACUUUUUGCUAUAUAUGAUGGACAUUUGGGAGAUAGUGUACCAGCUUACCUACAAAAGCAUCUGUUUCCUAAUAUCUUAAAGGAUGAGGAGUUUUGGACAGAUACCAACAGGUCCAUUUCUAAAGCCUAUGAGAGAACAGACCAGGCAAUUCUCUCUCACAAUCCUGACUUGGGGCGAGGUGGAUCCACUGCAGUAACUGCAAUUCUAAUAGAUGGUCAGAAGUUAUGGAUAGCAAAUGUUGGAGAUUCACGAGCAGUUCUUUCAAAGAGGGGGAAGGCAAUACAGAUGACUAUUGAUCACGAGCCCAACACUGAGCGGGGAAGCAUUGAGAACAGAGGCGGCUUUGUCUCCAACAUGCCAGGAGAUGUUGCUCGAGUGAAUGGCCAGCUAGCAGUUUCUCGAGCUUUUGGAGACAAGAACCUCAAAUUACAUUUGCGAUCUGAUCCUGAUGUACAAAAUGCUAUUGUUGGCCCAGAUACUGAUCUUCUCAUACUUGCUAGUGAUGGUUUAUGGAAGGUGAUGGCUAAUCAAGAUGCAGUUGAUAUUGCAAAAAGGACAAAGGACCCACAGAAGGCAGCCAAGCAACUAGUCGCUGAGGCAUUGAAGAGAGAGAGCAAGGAUGACAUCUCCUGCAUUGUAGUCCGUUUCAAGGGGUAAAACAGAUAAAAACAAUCCCCAUAUUCCAGAAUUUAUAUAUAUAUAUUGAGUGUUUCUAAGCAUGGAUGCAAUACCAGAGGCUAACACCAGCUCAGAAAUCUCAUGAAAUCUCUGCAUAAGUUCGGAAUUCUCUUCGAAAUAGAUUUAUUAUGUAUCCCCCCUUUCCCCUCUGUGUAAAUUUUGUUGCGUUUAGGUGGUGUGAUUUGAUAUUUGCUUCAUUUCUUUGAUGUGUAGAGUAAUACACUUAUUUUUCCCUGUAAGUUGCGUUGUGAUUUCAAAGCAGUGUGGUGGCUGACUUCCAUAAAUUUAUACAGAACGAAGUGCAUGGUUUGUAAGCAAUUGUUGCAAUGGAUAUAGAAUGAUGUAUCAUAACCUUGAGAGUUUUUGUCAGCUUUCAAUUUCAUCAACUUCUGAAUCA
This is a messenger RNA of Carya illinoinensis, 1700 nucleotides long. RefSeq names its product probable protein phosphatase 2C 9. NCBI's taxonomy places the organism in Eukaryota, Viridiplantae, Streptophyta, Magnoliopsida, Fagales, Juglandaceae. The coding region runs from base 437 to 1282 and encodes 281 amino acids. The transcript has 6 exons. Gene Ontology annotation, cellular component: cytosol; nucleus. Gene Ontology annotation, molecular function: protein serine/threonine phosphatase activity. The record is from RefSeq and is a predicted model, not a curated record. Gene Ontology annotation, biological process: protein dephosphorylation.